Messenger RNA from Sphaeroforma arctica JP610, 444 nucleotides. RefSeq lists its product as hypothetical. The coding region runs from base 1 to 444 and encodes 147 amino acids. NCBI's taxonomy places the organism in Eukaryota, Ichthyosporea, Ichthyophonida. The transcript has a single exon. The record is from RefSeq and is a predicted model, not a curated record.
AUGUUGUUUAUAUCAUAUAGCAAUACGCUUACACAUUUAUACUGUACCAUUAUAUUAUCUAUUGUAUUGUCAGAUGGGAAAUCAACUACUACGGUCACUAAGACCCUUUCCGACGGCACGACCGAGACAUCCCAGACGACAGUGGACACCCCCCCUACACCCCUAAACACAUCCCUGACCCUGGACCACCUAGCUGGACUGUCUGCUGAUCUGUGGCAAAUACCUACACGACUCCGUCCGCGUGUAGCCGAAGCGUGGCCGUUGCAGACACCGGAGGAAAGUACGGAACUCCAGUCCAAGGCAAUUGUGGGUGAGAAUAGGGCCACGGAGAGGGCCUAUGAACAGGACAGCAUGCAUGAGGCGCAGGGUGUUGAUAGUAUGCGUGCAAUGGCUGCUAAGGGCUUUUUCGGAGGACUCGGAGCGCCUUUUGGCCCGUCGUUGUAA